Messenger RNA from Bombina bombina (fire-bellied toad), 3736 nucleotides. RefSeq names its product ubiquitin specific peptidase 8 (gene USP8). The record is from RefSeq and is a predicted model, not a curated record. Gene Ontology annotation, cellular component: cytosol; dendritic spine; extrinsic component of plasma membrane. Lineage: Eukaryota; Metazoa; Chordata; Amphibia; Anura; Bombinatoridae. Gene Ontology annotation, biological process: Ras protein signal transduction; endosome organization; protein K63-linked deubiquitination. Gene Ontology annotation, molecular function: cysteine-type deubiquitinase activity.
CGAUUACAUGCACUGCAAGGAAAACAAACCAUAGCCAUUUUGAUGUGCCAGAGUGAUCGGGACCUGUCACUGCUCCCUGUCUAUGUGUAUGGGAGUCCGGGAUCCCCGGCAAGGGAGCAGGAAGGCAUGAUCUCAGAUUAAAUUGGCACCAAAGAAAAUAAGAGGAUAUAUCAUUUAUUGCUGUGAAGUCGUGAAAUAUUUAAUCCAGGAUGCCAACUGUAUCAGCUUUACCCAAGGAACUUUACCUUUCCCAUUCAUUGUCAGACCUGAAGAAAAAAGCAGAAAUCAAGCCUGACAAGACUAGCACAAAGAGCUAUGUUCAGAGUGCCUGUAAAAUUUUUCAGAAAGCAGAAGAGUGCAGAUUGGAUGGAGAUGAAGAAAAAGCCUAUGUUUUGUACAUGAAAUUUUUAUUUGUAUUUGAACUCAUUAAAAAAAGGUCAGAUUUCAAGCAAAACCAGAAAUAUUUCCAGUCCUUACUUGGGCCGUCUUCUAUAAGAAAAUCUGUUGAAGAAGCAGAAAAACUUUCUGAAAGCCUUAAAAACAGAUAUGAAGAAGCUGAAGUCAGAAAAAAACUUGAAGAUAGAGAAAGGCAGGAAAAGCAGCAAAAGCUGGAGGGAAAUCUGCCUUCCCAAGAUAUUGUCGAAAAUGCAUCUGAUCAGAGUGAAAAUAAUCAACAGUUUGUGAAUAGUGUGAAAAAAAAGACUUUAGCAACAAAACAAAUACCCAAUGUGCCUCCGGGGUCGAUUACCCCUGAAAAGCUGUUUGUAAUGAUGAAUGACCAUAAUAUCAAUGUGAUUAUAAUGGAUGCUCGAAGUACAACAGAUUAUCAGGAGUCUCACAUACAGCAUUCCAUAAGUGUGCCACAAGAAGCUGUCCAGCCUGGAUGCACUGCAAGCAAGAUUGAAAAUAACUUGCCCGAUUCAUCAAAAGAAAUAUGGGCUCAAAGAGGUAAUGCUGAUUAUGUCAUAUUGCUAGACUGGUUCAGUUCAGUAAAUGACUUGGCACUUGGAACAACCCUCCAAAGUUUAAAGGAUGCACUUUUUAAGUGGGAAACAAAAACUAUAUUACGAAGUGAACCUUUCAUUUUAGAGGGUGGUUAUGAGAACUGGCUACUUUGUUAUCCCAUGUACACCACAAAUGGGAAAGUGCUUGUGCCCAAGAGAAGUAAAACUGAAGCAGUCCCUGUGUCAUUGGACUUCAGCUACCCAUGCCUGGAAGAGCCACCUGCCCCUCCAUUACUCACACAUGUAGAGCUGCCUCCUGAACCUUCGAAUGAAAAUAACGAAGAAAAGGCUGAAGUCACUAAAACUGAGAAAUCUGAGGAACCAAUCAUUUUAAACACCCAAAAUCUAAGCCUGUUCCACAAGCUAGUCCUUCAGAUCCUCUGUAUUAAAAAACUGUUGAAGGUUUAUUCUUCUGACCUGCUCCAUUUAGUUUCAAACAAUGAAACCAAAAACAACCCAGUUAUAAAUGGAAAAAUUGUACCAGAUAGAUCAACGAAACCAUUAUUGGAUUCCAAACCUGCUGUAAAAUUAGAUAUGCAACAAUUUGAUAAAAACAUAAAUGAAAAAACACAAGAAAAACCGGAAGAACAUAAAAGUAAUGAAGAAGAUAAAACUGAAGUAGCUACUAAAGAGGCUUUUGAAGAAGAUAGGCCCAAAAGGGAGCCUUUGAUGCGAGCUCGAAGUGAGGAGAUGGGACGGACUGUACCUGGGAUGCCUGAAGGUUGGGUCAAGUUUCUUGAUGCUGUUACUGGCACCUAUCGUUAUUAUCAUUCACCAACACACACGGUUCACAUGUAUCCACCUGAGAUGGCUCCUUCAUCCACGCCAGUACAUAAAGUCAAGCCACAGGUUAAAACCGAUACUGAUCAGGAUCAAACAAAGUUAAAGCGUUCUUACUCUUCGCCGGAUCUAACACAAGCAAUUAAGGAUGAGGAGAAAAAGAAAACAAUACCGCUAAUUAAUCGUGAAAAUAAGCCAAUGACUCUAUCUAAAACGGAAAUUACAAAGUUGUCUGCAUCAAAGAUCCGCAGUCUAAAUCCUGUGUUUGGUGGUGUAGGUCCUGCUCUCACAGGACUGAGGAACCUAGGGAAUACAUGUUAUAUGAAUUCUAUUUUACAGUGUCUUUGCAACACACCACACUUGGCAGAGUACUUCCAUAAAAAUACUUAUCAAGCAGAUAUAAACAGGGCAAACCUUUUAGGUCAUAAGGGGGAAGUGGCUGAGGAAUUUGGCAGCAUCAUGAAAGCACUGUGGACAGGUCAAUACAAAUUUAUAAGUCCUAAGGACUUUAAAGUGACAAUUGGAAAAAUAAAUGACCAGUUUGCUGGAUACAGCCAGCAUGACUCACAGGAAUUGCUGCUAUUUGUUAUGGAUGGAUUGCAUGAAGAUCUCAAUAAGGCAGACAACAGGAAAAGAUACAAAGAAGAAAAUAAUGAUCACAUGAGUGAUAAUCAAGCAGCAGAGUUUGCUUGGAGGAAACACAAGGAACUCAACGAGUCAAUCAUUGUGGCACUUUUUCAAGGCCAAUUCAAAUCAACUGUUCAAUGUCUUACCUGCCAUAAAAAAUCUAGAACCUUUGAGGCUUUCAUGUAUUUGUCUCUGCCUCUUCCAUCCACCAGUAAAUGUUCUCUUCAGGAUUGCCUCAAGUCCUUUUCCAAGGAAGAAAAGCUAACAGAUAAAAAUAGAUUUCAUUGUAGUAAUUGUAAAACUCUGCGAGAUUCUCUGAAAAAAAUAGAAAUUUGGAAGCUUCCACCUGUCCUUCUGGUGCACCUAAAAAGAUUUUCUUAUGAAGGGAGAUGGAAACAAAAGCUUCAGACAUACGUGGAUUUUCCUUUGGAAGGUCUUGAGCUAUCGCAGUAUGUUAUUGGCCCAAAGUUUUUCAAGAAAUACAGUUUGUUUGGAGUAUCUAAUCACUAUGGAGGAUUGGAUGGAGGACACUACACAGCUUACUGUAAGAAUGCUAUUAGACAAAAGUGGUUUAAAUUUGAUGAUCAUGAAGUAUCAGACAUUUCAGCCUCAACUGUGAAAUCAUCUGCAGCUUAUAUCCUUUUUUAUACUUCUAUGGAUCUCCGAGCCACAGAGUGUUCUACAUAAAUAACUUUCUAUCAAAUUCUAGAUGCGGGAAUAAUGUUGAAAAAGUGCAGGAUGAUCACUGUUACAGAAGUCGGUGAAACAAGAAAUAUAUAUUUCUGAUCAUAGAUGAUAUCUAUUACAUCAUUUGAAACAAAUCGUAUAAAUAUCUAUAGUGUACACUUCACACUUUAACCCUUGUCAAGUUAAAUCAGCUUAUCAAGUAGUAAUAAAUAUCUUAAAAUGCCCUUAUUAAACCCUUAUGUAAAAUGUAUUUUCUUCUUGUUAUGCAAGUGCUCUCUUCUUCCCCUUUCUUACAAUUCUGCUCUGCUGUGAACCAGAACUGAUCUACACAAAUUUAGAAUGUAUUAUAAAUCAAUGGCUGCAAAAUUGCACUUCACUACCAUGUAUAAUGUAUACAUAUAUACAGUUUUUCUUUGCUAUGUAUUCUAUUUGCACAAAGAUACAUUUUAGCCUCUUUAGUAAGCUAUUUUUGAGGCCUCAUGUUCAGACUCAGUAGGCUAGGAUAAUGCCUAUAAGUAAAGACAGAUGUAUGCAGGUAAAAAGAAAAUGAUGCACUCCUUCCUAUAAAAUAUACAUUUUCUUUCCUGCUUUUGUUUUCCUGACUAUUGUAAAAUAAAAACUUUUAAUUUCCAAAUUCA